This is a messenger RNA of Candidozyma pseudohaemuli, 1563 nucleotides long. RefSeq lists its product as uncharacterized. Gene Ontology annotation, biological process: lipid catabolic process. Lineage: Eukaryota; Fungi; Ascomycota; Pichiomycetes; Serinales; Metschnikowiaceae. The record is from RefSeq and is a predicted model, not a curated record. The transcript has a single exon. The coding region runs from base 1 to 1563 and encodes 520 amino acids. Gene Ontology annotation, molecular function: triacylglycerol lipase activity.
AUGCUUUUUCUUUUUCUUCUCUUGUGGGCCACCCCGGCUUGCGCUUUCACAGCACCUUUGGCGCCUUCCGAAGACCCAUUCUACGAAACACCCGAAAACGUAUCGGAUUACGAGGUCGGCCAGAUCAUCAGCUGGCGUCCUCCGCCGGUCCAGCUCCGAAGCGAAAUACUCCCUUUGAACAUCAAAGACGCCUGGCAAUUGCAAGUCCGCUCCGAAGACUCCUUUGGAAAUCCAACCUCCGUCGUUUCCACCAUCGUGGAACCAUACAACGCCGACCCCACGAAAAUCCUCUCGUACCAGUCUUUCGAGGACCUGCCCAGCGUCAAUUGCAGCCCGUCCUACGGAAUCUUGUUUGGCGCCUCCAUGGAUACUUUUCCAACACAGUGGGAAAUGACCAUUAUGGAUGUGGCCUUGCUGAAGAACUGGUAUGUGGUUUUGCCGGACCACCAGGGGCCCAAGUCGGCGUUUACGGCGGGUUUGCAGUCGGGACAGGCUGUUUUGAACGGGAUCCGGGCGGCCUUGAAUUCUGGAAAUUUGACCGGAAUUGACCCAGAUGCUAGGGUGGGGCUUUAUGGGUACUCUGGAGGAUCCAUUGCAUCCGGAUGGGCGGCCCAGAUCCAGCCUGACUACGCUCCAGAGUUAAAGAAAAAUAUAGUGGGAAGUGCUUUUGGUGGGUUCAUGACCAACCACACACAGACGCUUGUGGAAAAUGACGAGACGGCGUUUGCAGGGUUGGUGGUUUCCAUGAUCCACGGGAUUUCGCAGGAAUACGAGGCGUUGGUUCCCAUAAUCGAGGAAGCCGUGGACCCUGAACGGCUUGUGGAGUUCAAUGCAGCUAGAAAUAUGUGUCUUGGAGAAAUAUCCGAUAAGUUCAUCUACGAGGCGCUUUUCAACGGAUCCAGCCCAUUGAUACAAAGAAGCCUACUUACUGACCCAGACAUGGCAGCCGUUUUGCACAACAACACCUUGGGUCUUUCCAAAUCAGCAGGCGUUCCAGAAACCCCCAUCUUCAUAUUCCAGGCCUUGCACGAUGAGGUCAUCCGAGUCAACCAGGCCGAGGAGGUCUACGAAAAGUGGUGUUCGUGGGGUGCACCUUCGAUCGAAUUCGCCGUGUCCAACUACAGUGCUCAUGUUUCUGAAGGUAUUCUUGGAAUCGGCACCGGACUUUCCUGGCUUGAAAAACGCAUGGAUGGAGAAAAGCCAAUUGACGGAUGCACCAAGACAUACAGAACCACAAACACGCUUUAUCCUGGAGCAGACGUUAUGUACCGCCAGUAUUUGGACACAUUUGUUCGGGCUCUUUUUGGGCAGAAGGUGGGGGAAGAUACUAAGAAUUUCAAUGAGUCAACGGUUUUGAGCAAAAUCUUUGCGUAUGCCUUGAAUGGCGUUUUCAGGGCGUUUGGCCCGUUCAAGCGGCAGGAGGGCGUGGGCUCUAAAAUUAGCGAAAAACUGCAAAGCCAGGUGUUUCACGGAUUUAGAGAUAUCAUCGAAUUGUGGGAAUCCGAGGGGAUCGACCCGUGGGCUGUUCUCUAUGGGGAAACCACAGUGCUGUUUGGGGGGUGA